This is a messenger RNA of Drosophila kikkawai, 699 nucleotides long. RefSeq lists its product as uncharacterized. Lineage: Eukaryota; Metazoa; Arthropoda; Insecta; Diptera; Drosophilidae. The record is from RefSeq and is a predicted model, not a curated record.
AUGUUCGGCCUUAUGCAAUUUAGAUAUUAUGUCCUCAUCCUGGUCAGUGGCUUGACAACGAUGAAGGCCCAGCAGCAGCAGCAUCCAGGGAUUAGCUAUCACAACUCCUGGCUAUACUCGAUGCCCUGGCGACCCCUGAUCCUGCCCACAGUGGCCAGGUUGCCCAGCUUGCCGGGGGCUUCACAACUUAGUCCGGGAUAUACGGGACCGCAAACCUUUCCGCCGGUGGCACAGGAUCAACAGCAGCAGCAGCAGAAUCCUUAUGAGCAACAGCAGCAACAUCAGAAUCCCUACCAGCAGCAGCAACAGAAUCCUUAUGAGCAGCAACAGCAACAGAAUCCCUACCAGCAACAGCAGCCCCAGCAAUAUCAGCAGCCGCCUGUCCUGUUGGGCUUAUUCACCCCGCAAUUACAGGUCCAUCCUUUGGCGGCACCUCCUCCCCAAACUGGACACUUUAGCCUGCCCUUUCGACCCUCACCCUUUGCUGGCUACACGGAUGAGGAGGAGGAGAACCAGGUGGUGCCGCCGGCUCAGGGAAAUCAACAGCAGCAUCAGCAACAGCAACAGCUGGAGGAGCCACCUUUCCAUGCUCAUCCCUACAAGCCAGUCGCGGAGGGAUCAGAGCUCUCCAGGGGAGCAGCAGGAGGAGGUUAUGUCUAUUUAUCGCCCAGUAAUUUGUACAAUCUAGUGAGAAGUUAA